This is a messenger RNA of Cyclocybe aegerita, 2070 nucleotides long. Lineage: Eukaryota; Fungi; Basidiomycota; Agaricomycetes; Agaricales; Hemipholiotaceae. The record is from the annotation of a GenBank genome assembly.
AUGUCCAACAGCAACCCGCGAACACGCACCGCAGUCCACCAUAGCCGUCAAGUCCUUGGAGAGCAAUGUUUUCCUAAAGACAUGGCCAACCUCCUCGACCUCCCUACGGAGCUUCUCCUCCAGAUCGUCCGGGAUGUGCAGCUCAAGCCCUUGGACCUCUACUCGCUCGCCAUCCUUUCCAGGCGCCUUAACUCCAUUGCCAUGCCCCUCUUCCUCGCCUCCAGGUCCAUCCAUGACGCACAGAAGCAAGUCAUAACCCUCGUCUUCGAUGACGAUAGCCGACCCCACGCACGGCACUACGUCUCCAAUCGACGAUUCCUCCACGCUCAUCCCAAUCGCCAGAAGGACCCCAUCGUCGAGCUAGGAGCAGCCGCGGGUUUAGUGGUCGCCUUCGACCUGACUUCCAUCCGGACCCUAGAGUGCACCUUCCCCCAAUCUUUCACCGACAUAUCCGCUCUCCAACGCCAUUUGGAUCGCCUAGCCACUCUACUAUCCCGACUGACGUCGAUCGACUCCCUUACGAUCCACUUCGAAGGAGAUCACAAGCGUCGACACACCAACCUAAACCCGCUCUCCGCCGUGCCCGUUCCAGUUGCCGAUGUCAUGAACCGGAUAUUCGACUCGAUUGCGAGAGCUGGCUGCAGAAAGCUUACGUUGUACAACAAGAGCCUACACGCGAAGAAUCAGCCCGAGUUCGAGACGGAGGUGCCUUUCGAGCAGACCGACAGUCUCAUUCGUGCGGUUAUGGCCGCCGCUAAAGAGCGCGAGGAACAACAAGAAGCGGAGAGGGUUGUCCAAAAGAAAGCCAUCUUCAGUAUAGCCCAAGCGAAGCGAGGUCUACGACGAAUCAAAUCCCAUCUUUUUGACUCCUCGAACUCUCCAGAUCCUCCUGUACCUCCGCCAAAGGAAAUGGACAAACUCUACCCCUUUUACCGUCCAUCGUCUACACCUUCCAGUAGUCGACUUGGGAGUCUCCACAUUCAGACACCGUUCGCCCUACUUCCUCGGUGCCUGCCAGCGAUACGAAACCUAAUCCACGCCUCCAAGAAUACACUAACAUCGCUAACACUUUCUCAUAUCAUCUUCCAUCGAGAACUAUUCGCAGCAUGUCUUUCAGCUCUGUGUUUCGACGAAAAGAACGCUAUUACUCAUCUAACCAUCGUCCAUUGCCACAUAAUUUCCACUCAUUCUUUCCUAGACCUGCUAUUCUGUUUUCAAGAUCGUCUAGAGUAUCUCGAAUUCGAUCGCGACGCCGCUGCCUUUAUCGACAGCACACAUUACCGUCAAGAGGACGUCCUACACUUCCACGAGCUUGCGACUCUUAAAGCACCUCUCGACUGGGUCGUCUACUUCCUCAAGGCCGAGCGUCAGAACGCGAGUGACGACGGCCACAUCACCAUUGCUCCUUCAUUACCCAACCUCUCCUCCUUAACCAUUUACUGCCGCUCCCUCGUCGCCACCUACUUCACCUACGAGGCCUAUUAUCCUCUAGUAAAUCCCAUCCUGGAGAAGCUGCACACCCGCUGGGUCGGUUCCUCGCAAUACGCCCUCCACCCACGUGUGGAUGUUACUCUCGAUGUGCACGUCGAUAAGUCCAAGUCGUGGCAGAUGGAAAUUGACCGCGCUGCGUUCAACCUCAUCGUGCCCUAUGCAAGCUCGAGCGGGCGAAGUCGUGACUCCCGACAGGCGCGGCUCGCCGCCUCGCUCGACCCGGCGUCCGCCACCUUAGCGGCCUUCGCGACGCACCGCCGCGCUCCAGAGCAGUGGAUGCUCGUUACCGGGCUGGACGUCUCGCCCACUCUGCCUCCAGCAGACGCCGCUGGCGCAACUCUCCUCACACAAUGGGUGACGACGCUGUUUCCUGGCGUGCGCCAGGUGAGGCUGCAGCCACCAUACAUUCCCCAGUUCCUGCCCCCGGCUGAGUAUAAACGCACUCAGAAGGAAUUCGUGGUAAGGGCUGGGAGGCUGCUCAGGAAUGCGCUGUGCGAGACGCGCAUCGAUAAGGAGCUCCCACUUCCAGCCUGGCGGGCGCUGAAUGUGGGCCAGUGGACUGUUCCGUUGGAUGAUUAA